Molecule: messenger RNA, 987 nt
Organism: Megalops cyprinoides (Indo-Pacific tarpon)
Lineage: Eukaryota; Metazoa; Chordata; Actinopteri; Elopiformes; Megalopidae
Gene: hoxc10a
Product: homeobox C10a
Exons: 2
Biological process (GO): regulation of transcription by RNA polymerase II
Cellular component (GO): nucleus
Molecular function (GO): RNA polymerase II cis-regulatory region sequence-specific DNA binding; DNA-binding transcription factor activity, RNA polymerase II-specific
Source: RefSeq, a predicted model, not a curated record
AUGUCAUGUCCUAACAACGUGGCUGCUGGUUCUUUCCUUAUGGAUCCUUUAGUGGGAGGACCCUCCGCCUACAGGGGUGAAGGCUAUUCUGCCAGCUCGGGGAUGUACGUACAGGCGGGUGCUGAGUAUGGCUGUUCGAUGAUGAGAAACUGUGGGAUUGUACCAUCACCUCUCUCCAAAAGAGACGAGCUUCCACCGACCACUUUGCCUAUCAGCACCUAUCAUCCACCUUUCCUGUCUCAGCUGGACACUUGGGGGACAGACCCCAAAGCUUCGUGCAGGAUCGAACAACCUGUUGCCCGUCCCUUGCCCUCCUGCUCCUUCCCAGCGAGCAAUGUCAAAGAGGAGGCGAUGUGUUGCCUCUACCGGGCUGACAUUGACAGGGGUAAGGAGACUACUGAACCGGCCACCUACACGCGACUCGGGGCCGACAGCAACCAUUGCGAUCAAGGGUCUUUGACUGAGCCCAGCUAUUUCCGAGAGAACCAGGUGUAUCCCGAGGAGAGGGCACAAGAUGGAAAUGAGUUCGCGACCGCUUUUGCGUCCGUUCCUAAAAUGACAGCUCCUGCCGACAAAACGGUUCCAGGAUCAUUACACGACACCGGCAAAUUCGAGCAGGACCCAGUAACUGAGGAAAUAAAGAACGAGGAUCACAACUCUACAAAAAGACAAUCAGAAAAAGAGGAGUCUUUCAACAAGACGGACAGUUAGGACUCGAAAGCUGAAAAGACGACAGGAAACUGGCUAACAGCGAAAAGUGGACGCAAGAAGAGGUGUCCGUACACAAAGCACCAGACACUGGAGCUGGAGAAGGAAUUCUUGUUUAACAUGUAUUUGACUCGUGAGCGCCGCCUGGAGAUCAGCAAGAGCAUCAACUUGACCGACAGGCAGGUCAAGAUUUGGUUCCAGAACCGGAGGAUGAAGCUCAAAAAGCUAAAUAGAGAGAGUCGCGUACGAGAGCUCACGUCGGGCUACAGCUACACCUGA